CUCGUCCCUCCUGCUCCUCCUCUCUUUCACUCUGUGUCCGUGGGUCUUUUCACGCUCGUUGUCGUCAUGCAGCUGCUCGUCCGUCGCUUUUGUCCCUCAGACAGAGACAGAGUGUGUGACCUGUUCAGUUUGGGGAUUAAGGAGCACAUCGGUCCAUGUUUCUACAACGCCAUGAGCAGCCGUCUCCACCUCACCAUCACCUCCACCCUGUUUGCCGCUGGAUACUGCCUUGGAUCGUGGUUGGGGGCUGUUCUUUUACCGGGGCUGUGGGUCAGUGUCGUUUUCUACUGCUGCCACGAGAUCUAUGCAGGCUACGUGAGAAACAGACUCCAGACCGACAUGAGGGACAUUCCCGGGAGCUUCAUGAGCAGGCCUGGAGACUGCUUCUGGGUGGCUGAAGCCGAGGUGGAGGGUCGUGCUCAGAUCCUGGGGACCGUGGCCGUGGUGGAGAAAGAAGACGGUGGACAGAGGUUUGGUGAACUGUUCAGGAUGAUCAUCGCUCCUUCGUGCAGGCGCAUGGGCCUGGGCCGCAGACUCACACAGACUGUGGUGGACUUCUGUAAAGACAGAGGCUUCUCUAAGGUGGUGCUGGAGACCAGCUCCACCCAGGCUGCAGCUGUGGCUCUGUAUGAAAAAAUGGGCUUUAAAUUAAUCCUUACACAUAAAAGAACAGAGGCAGGAGUCUGGAUCACACACGUCUCUCAAAUCACAAUCCUGAAAAUGGAGAAAUAUAUAUAACAAAUUAGACACAUGAGUAAAUAAACAUUAUUCUAAUAAAAAUCAGCUUCAUGAUCAGAGUAAAACCACUGCACUGUAGACUCUUUAUAAAAUCACUGUGAUUUUCACCUCAUCAGGGUUGUAUUUCAUAAACUGAACACUAGAGGGCGCUCUC
This is a messenger RNA of Periophthalmus magnuspinnatus, 892 nucleotides long. RefSeq names its product probable N-acetyltransferase CML1. The transcript has 2 exons. The coding region runs from base 67 to 738 and encodes 223 amino acids. Lineage: Eukaryota; Metazoa; Chordata; Actinopteri; Gobiiformes; Gobiidae. Gene Ontology annotation, molecular function: N-acetyltransferase activity. The record is from RefSeq and is a predicted model, not a curated record.